AUGUCGGAGUCUUCAGCGACGCCACUCUCAACCUCCCACUCUGCUGCGUCGCUCAUCCCCGCUUGGCCGCAACUGCCUGGACCCGCGUACGCACUAGCUCCUAUCUCUGCUUCUUCCAGCUCUCGGACCAGCUCGAUCCGCUCCGCUGCCAGCGUAUCGUUGCGCUCUCCCAGCUACGAGAGAUCUGAACUUUACCCAUCCUCUCAAUCACCGCGCGCGAACAUGCUACAGGUGCAGUCACCGCCGAGCGCCUCAACGAUGCACGAGACCGAGUUGUAUCGCACUCGUCAGGCACUGCAGUCGCAGUUCGCUCAGCGAGAGCAGCCGCCAUCGUCGAGAUAUUCCACAUCUCACCCGUCGCGCAGCAAUACGAGCAGCUCGCAUGUCCACACUUCCGAUGCACACUCCAAUUCCCAGUCUUCGCCGAAAGAAGCACAGCACAAGGUGUAUCUGCUUAACUGCAAGCACUGCGGCAACUUUCUCAGUGAUCGCGGCAUGAAGGCUGUGCUUCUGCUCAAGCCUAACAUCACUCUGUACAGCACCGACAUCGUUCCCUCAACCUGCGGACCGUUCUUUGGUGGAUCAUCUUUCCACGGAGGCAUCGAUUCGAAUGAAGCGCCAGUGGAACGAACCUGCCAAUGCUUGACGCAGAGCCUGGGUUGCUACGGCUGCGGUGCGCAAGUGGGUUACAACAUUAUUUCGCCAUGUGCACGCUGCACGAGCAGCGUAAUGAAGCACUCGCGGAGCUCCAACGGCCAUCGUACUGUGCUGCACUGCUCUGAAAUCUCGGUUCGUGAGCGUCGCUACAUUCCUGGAGAGCCCGGUGUUCGUGCUCAGCCUACACCAUCUUCUUGCCAGGUGAUCGCGAGCCCGGCACAGGCGUAUGCGGAAGCGUUAUAUAACGAGCAACUGAGCCAAACUUCGCAAUCGGAUUUGUUCCGCCACAGCAAUGUAUCUCGUCGCGACGUUUACCGGCUGCAAUAUGGGCUUGACGAAGACGAGCUUGAGGCUGAAAAAGCCGCCGAUGUCAACUCUGCAUUCUACUUCGAGCAUUCGCAGCAGCAUCGGGACACUCGUUCUUCUGGCUACUUGCCUGGGCGCGACUCAAAUGCGGCAGCUUCCAGCGGUAUCAGGUUAUCCGCUUCUUCCCCGUCGUCUUUGUCCUCCAAGAUGGGACGCGUGCUUCAAAGAGGCGACACGCUGUACUGGUGUGACUUGAUCGCUGGCGGCGAGCGGGCUCAGCCGUUUGAUCCAGAUCCGAUCCUUGAAAGGCCCAUCGUCGGACGAUAG
Mycosarcoma maydis (corn smut) is the source of this 1290-nucleotide messenger RNA. RefSeq lists its product as uncharacterized. The record is from RefSeq and is a predicted model, not a curated record. The transcript has a single exon. Lineage: Eukaryota; Fungi; Basidiomycota; Ustilaginomycetes; Ustilaginales. The coding region runs from base 1 to 1290 and encodes 429 amino acids. Gene Ontology annotation, cellular component: cytosol.